Molecule: messenger RNA, 5862 nt
Organism: Neltuma alba
Lineage: Eukaryota; Viridiplantae; Streptophyta; Magnoliopsida; Fabales; Fabaceae
Biological process (GO): defense response; signal transduction
Molecular function (GO): ATP hydrolysis activity; ADP binding
Source: RefSeq, a predicted model, not a curated record
AUGUGUUCUUGGACCUCAGGGGAAGACGCUCGGGCGUCUUUCACUUCUCACCUCCACUCCUCUUUAAGCAAUGCUGGCAUUCUUGUUUUCAAAGAUGACUUAGACCUUCCUAAGGCGAAUAGGUCGGGAGUUCUGCCUGUGUUUUAUGGCGUGGAUCCUUCCCAAGUUCGUAAGCAAAUCUCUAGUUUUGGAGAAGCGUUUCGAGAUCUUAUACAAAGAAGUUCACCCACAGAAGAUGAAGUGUUGAGGUGGAGGACAGAUCUCCGUGAAGCUGGGGGCACUGCGGGGUUUGUUGUGCUCAAGUCCAGGAAUGAAAGUGAGGAUAUCAAGAAUCAUGUUUGUGAAAUAUUGGACAAGAAAGACUUAUUUAUUGCCAACCAUCUCGUAGGAUUGAAUUCUCGAAUGCAAAAUUUGAUUAAAAUGUCACAAGGCCAUCCACCAAAUGAUGCUCUCCUGCUAGGGAUAUGGGGGAUGGGUGGUAUAGGAAAAACAGUAAUUGCCAAAGCCAUUUACAAUGAAAUUGGUCAAAAUUUUGAGAGCAGAAGUUUUCUUUCAAAUAUUAGGGAAGCUUGGGAGCAAGAUCGUGGUCCAGUUUACUUACAACAGCAACUUCUAUCACAAAUCUGUAAAACAACAAAGAUGAUAAUACCUUGCAUUGAAUCAGGAAAACACAUAUUAAGAGAAAGACUUUGCCAAAAGCAGGCUGUUGUUGUGCUAGAUGAUGUGGAUAAGGUGGAGCAACUAAAUGCUUUAUCUGGAAUUGUUAAAUGGUUUGGUCCAGGAAGUAGAGUAAUUAUCACGACUAGAGAUGAGCAUAUACUAAGAUUCCUUAACGUGGAUAUGAACUGUGUAUAUAGAGUAAAGAACAUGGAGAGAAGUGAAUCUAUUGAGCUUUUCAGCUGGCAUGCGUUUAGGCAACCAAGCCCUAAAGAAGGGUUUGUUGAACUUUCUAGAAAUAUAGUUGCUUAUUCUGGAGGACUGCCACUUGCUCUUGAAAUUCUUGGCUGCUAUUUGUUUGACAGGGAAGUGACAGAGUGGAAGAGUAUACUGGAAAAACUGAAAAAAAUCCCCAAUGGUCAGAUACAAAAGAAGCUAAAAAUAAGCUUUGAUGGUUUAAAUGAUGAUAUAGAGAGGGAAAUCUUCCUUGAUAUAUCUUGCUUCUUUAUUGGAAUGGAUAGGAAUGAUGUCACACAGAUAUUGAAUGCCAGUGGAUUUUUUGUGGACAUUGGAAUCAGUGUCCUUGUGGAGAGAAGCCUCGUGACUAUUGAUGAGAAGAACAAGCUCGGUAUGCAUGAUUUGUUGCGAGACAUGGGAAGAGAAAUAAUCCGUGAAAGGUCACCAAAAGAAUUUGGAAAGCGCAGUAGGUUAUGGUUUCCAGAAGAUGUGAUCAAUGUAUUAUCAAAACAUAGGGGUACAAAAUCAGUUGAGGGGCUAGCUUUGAAUCUAUCUCGAGGUGAUAAAGUUUAUUUUUUAACCAAAGCAUUUAAGAAGAUGAGGACACUUAGACUGCUUCGUCUUGGUAAUGUGGAACUUGAUGGGGACUAUAGAUACAUCAGUAGAGAUCUGAAAUGGCUCUCUUGGCACAAGUUUCCUUUGAAAUGCAACCCUGCCAACUUCUUUCAGAAUAAUUUGGUCGCCGUUGAAUUAACAUUUAGUAGCUUGAGAUUUUGGAGGGAACCCCAGUUAUUGGAGAAUCUGAAAAUCCUCAAUCUCAGCCACUCUCCUUACUUGGUGUGUACUCCUAAUUUUUCAAAAUUACCAAGUCCUGAAAAGUUGAUCCUCAAAGAUUGUCCAAGUUUGUCCAUGAUACAUCAUACGAUAGGGCAUCUGGAUAGAAUUCAUCUGCGAAAUUUGAAGGAUUGUACUGGCCUUCGUAGUCUCCCAAGAAGCAUUUAUAAAUUGAAGAGCUUAAAAACUCUAAUUCUUUCUGGUUGUUUGAUGAUUGAAAAGGUAGAGGAAGACAUAGAGCAGAUGGAUUCUUUGUCACCUUUAAUUGCAGAUAACACAGCAAUAACUCAAGUGCCCAUUUCUUUGCCGGCCCGGUACGAUGUGUUCUUAAGUUUUAGAGGGGAAGACACUCGGCCAUCUUUCACUUCUCAUCUCUACUCUUCUUUGAGCAAUGCGGGAAUUCUUGUCUUCAAAGAUGAUUCAGACCUUCCUAGGGGAAAUAAUAUCUCAAUGGAAUUGCCUCUGGCAAUUGAACAAUCUACAAUUUCAAUCAUUAUCUUCUCCAAAGAUUAUGCGGGUUCUGGAUGGUGCCUCAACGAGCUCUCCAAAAUCAUGGAGCUUCACAGAACACAGGGUCGGGUAGUUCUGCCUGUGUUUUAUGGCGUGGAUCCAUCCGAAGUUCGUAAUCAAAGAUCUAGUUUUGGAGAAGCACUUGAAGUUCUUAUACAGAGAAGUUCACCCACAAAAGAUCAAGUGCCGAGGUGGAGGACAGAUCUCCGUGAGGCUGGGAGCAUUUCAGGGUUUGUCAUGCUCAAUUCCAGGAAUGAAAGUGAGGAUAUCAUGAAUAUUGUUGAGCAUGUUUGUGAAAUAUUGGACAAGAAAGACUUGUUCGUUGCUAACCAUCCUGUAGGAGUAAACUCUCGCGUGCAAGAUUUGAUCAAAAUGUCAAAAAGCCAUCCACCAAAUGAUGUUCUCCUCCUUGGGAUCUGGGGGAUGGGUGGUCUAGGCAAAACAGUAAUUGCCAAGGCCAUUUACAAUGAAAUUGGUGGAAAUUUUGAGAGCAGAAGUUUUCUUUCAAAUAUUAGGGAGGUCUGGGAGCAAGAUCAUGGUCCAGUUUACUUACAACAGCAACUUCUUUCACAAAUCUGUAAAACAACAAAGAUGCCAAUACCUUGCAUUGAAUCAGGAAAAAACAUGCUAAAAGAAAGACUUCGCCAAAAGCAAACACUUGUAGUGCUUGAUGAUGUGGAUAAGGUGGAACAACUAAAUGCUUUAUCUGGAAGUGUUAAAUGGUUUGGUCUAGGAAGUAGAAUAAUUAUCACAACCAGAGAUGUACAUUUACUAAGAUUUCUUAACGUGGAUUUGGACCAUGUAUAUAGAGUAAAGAACAUGGACGAAAAUGAAUCUAUUGAGCUUUUCAGUUGGCAUGCGUUUAGGCAGCCGAGUCCUAGAGAAGGAUUUGUUGAACUUUCUAGAAAUAUAGUUGCUUAUUCUGGUGGACUACCACUAGCUCUUGAAAUUCUUGGCUGCUAUUUGUUUGAUAGGGAAGUGACAAAGUGGAAGAGUGUACUAGACAAACUGAAAAAAAUCCCAAAUGGUCAGAUACAAAAGAAGCUAAAAAUAAGCUUUGAUGGUUUAAAUGAUGAUACAGAGAGGGAAAUCUUCCUUGAUAUUUCUUGCUUCUUUAUUGGAAUGGAUAGGAAUGAUGUCACACAAAUAUUAAAUGCCAGUGGAUUUUUUGCGGACAUUGGAAUUAGUGUCCUUGUGGAGAGAAGCCUCGUGACUAUUGAUGAGAAGAACAAGCUUGGUAUGCAUGAUUUGUUACGAGAUAUGGGAAGAGAAAUAAUCCGUGAAAAGUCACCAAAAGAAUUUGGAAAGCGUAGUAGGUUAUGGUUUCAGGAGGAUGUGAUCGAUCUGUUAUCAAAACAUAUGGGUACAGAAUCUGUGGAGGGGCUAGCUUUGAAUCUGUCACAAGAUGGUAAAGUUUAUUUUUUAACCAAAGCAUUUAAGAAGAUGCAGACACUCAGACUGCUUCGUCUUGCUAAUGUGGAACUUGAUGGAGACUAUAGACACAUUAGUAGAGAUCUCAAAUGGCUCUGUUGGCACAAAUUUCCUUUCAAAUACAUCCCUGCGAACUUCCUUCAAAAUAAUUUAGUCGCUAUUGAAUUAAAAUACAGCAGUCUGAGACUCUGGAGGGAGCCCCAAUUAUUGGAGAAUCUAAAAAUCCUCAAUCUUAGCCACUCUCCUUACCUGGUGUUUACUCCUGAUUUUUCAAAGCUACCAAAUCUUGAAAAGUUGAUCCUCAAAGAUUGUCCAAGUUUGGCCACGAUACAUAAUACAAUAGGGCAUCUUGGUAAAAUUCAUCUAAUAAAUUUGAAGGAUUGUACUGGCCUUUGUAGUCUCCCAAGAAGCAUUUAUAAAUUGAAGUGCUUAAAAACUCUCAUUCUUUCUGGUUGUUUGAUGAUCGAAAAGUUAGAGGAAGAUAUAGAGCAGAUGGAUUCUUUGUCAACUCUAAUUGCGGAUAACACAGGAAUAACUGAAGUACCCAUUUCCUUGGCGAGAUCAAAAAGCAUUGGCUAUAUAUCUGUUUGUGGUUACCAAGGGCUUGCACGUCAUGUGUUUCCGUCCCUCAUUUGGUCAAGGAUGUCUCCAACGAACAAUCCUCUUUCUCUUAUUCCGAGAUAUGCUAGCACGCCAGCUUCAGUUUUCUUAUGUGAAAACAAUUGCAGUAUCUCAUGUCCUUCAUCGAUUCAUGACAACCUUCUAAAGCCCCAAAGCCUUUCAUUAGAAUGCACAUCAGAGAAUGAAGCUAAGGUAAAUCGAGAUGCUACAAAAAUCUUGGAUUCCCUGUGUGCCAUAAGUAGCAGGGACAUGGCAAAGACACCAAAUACUUCAAAAAUCUUGGAGAUUGAAUCUUCUGUGUUGGCUGAUCAUCAUAGUCAAGUUGACAUCUCAAGGCCAAACGAAUGUUCGAGACAUCUUCUAAUUCAUAUUGGAAACAAUGACCAAGUCACUAAUGCUCUUUCAGAAAGUAUUUUACAGGGACUAACUGUCAGAGAUGAUGGUGAUGAUUGUGUCCUCCCGGGUGACAAAUAUCCCUGUUGGCAAUGCUUCAAGGGUGAAGGAGCUUCUGUAAAAUUUAGAGUGCCUCUAGUUAGUAGCCAUGAGUUAAAAGGGAUGACUGUUUGCUGUGAAUAUCACCCCUCAGGUGAUUUGGGAAAUGUGGAUAUUGACUCUUUCAUUACCAUGGUGAUCACAAACUAUACAAAGACAACGACACUACUCUAUGGGCGAGGCGUAGUGACUUCCUUUGAAGAAGCAAAUUGGAAGGAAAUAAUAUCAAAUCUGGACUCUAAUGACCAAGUGCAUAUCAUUGUACUUUUUGGUAAUGGGUUCAUUGUGAAAAGAACAGCAGUUUACUUGAAAUAUGACGAGUCAUUUGAUGAACUGAUAGAGGAUCCACCAUCAUCAAGUAGAGAAUUGCAUAGGGAUGAUAAAAACCAUGAUUUCAAGCUGUCGGAGCCUAAGCGUCAGAGAUUUUUAUAUAUCUUAAAAGUGAUCCGAUCCGGCUGGUUGGACCGUCAGCCGGACUUAACAGCGAUUUGUUCUGCUCCUAGGAAUCGUUUCUGGGUUGAGCCGGAUCAGACCGGUGAGAAGCGACGCUUGAGGCGGAACCCGGGACGGGGUUUUAGUAAACCGGACGGACUUCUUGAAGCUGGAAUUCGAAAACUGUUGGAUGUGACGGACCUGGAACCACAUUCUCCUACUUCACAUGGACAGAGACCUGCUAGGAGGCUGAGAGAAGACGAGAAUCCGUCUGGAUUACCUCUUCCGGUAAAUGAUGUUUCUGCCGACAAUGGAGUUGGAGAUGAAAGUAGUAUUUCAUACUGCGACAACCCAGCUUGCAAAGCUGCCCUAAGUGAAGCAGAUGUGUUCUGUAAAAGAUGCUCAUGCUGCAUUUGUCAUAACUAUGAUGAGCACAAAGAUCCUAGCCUUUGGUUAAACUGUAGCUCUGAGCCUCCAUUUGUUGGUGUUUCUUGUUGCUCGUCAUGUCAUCUUGAGUGUGCUUUAGAGCAUGAUAAUUCUGGCAUUGCCGAAGAUGGGAGACGUCCCAAGCUUGAUGGAAGCUUCUACUGCAUCUCAUGUGGGAAAGUGAAUGAUUUGCUAGGGAGGGAAGGGAGAGAAGGAUUUUAA